Messenger RNA from Bactrocera tryoni, 3905 nucleotides. RefSeq names its product follicle-stimulating hormone receptor (gene Lgr1). Gene Ontology annotation, cellular component: membrane. Gene Ontology annotation, molecular function: G protein-coupled receptor activity; protein-hormone receptor activity. The coding region runs from base 481 to 3222 and encodes 913 amino acids. NCBI's taxonomy places the organism in Eukaryota, Metazoa, Arthropoda, Insecta, Diptera, Tephritidae. The transcript has 18 exons. The record is from RefSeq and is a predicted model, not a curated record. Gene Ontology annotation, biological process: G protein-coupled receptor signaling pathway.
GUUGUGGUUGUUAGCUCGAACGACGCAGUGCGGAAAUUUGUGUUCGUUAGUCACUCGCCUCGUGGGUGGCAAACAGUGUUGUGGUGUUGCGUUGUUGAUUGCAAGUGAACAGUAUUAUUUCGAAAUCAGCGCGAUCCUACAAGUGUUUGGCCGUCAGAAUGCAACGGUUGAUUGUUUGAAGCAUCUACGCCUUGUUCCGCAAUUAUACUGGCAGUGCGUUCUGAACCUAUGCACAAAAUCGAGAACUGAAUAGCUAAAUUAACAUUCGUCGACGAAUAAUUUGAAAUGAAAAUGUUACCGGUGUCAGAAUGGCUAAAGCGCUAUUACAAUGCCAUAAAGGAUAACCCAAAUAAAGCACAUAAAAGUCAUACUUUAUUUUCAAAGAGAAUUCCGCACAGAAGCAGAUGCGACUAAAAUAACACCAACAACAAGACACAUGAAAAAUUAGAUGAUGAUUCCAAACAAAGAGGCAUCGGCAUAAUGAGACGCGCCCCCAAGCAUCAUCCUAAAGCGAGAACGUCGAGUGCCUGUUGGCGUCGCCGGCGGCGCUUCAAUAAGCGGUUUUUGCAAAUGCGUAUAUAUCCGUUAUUUCGCCUGUUGCCGGUAUUAUGGCUGCUAUUAUGCUACUGUUGUUGUUGCUGCCAUUGCGCACAUAGGCGACAGAUCGAGGAGCAAAGCGCACAGCUAAAUAACUGCUACGACAUGCAAUAUGGCUUCGAUAGGGCAUUGAUCGGCAUCGCACCAGAGCUAUUAUUACCGAGUGCCAAUAGUUCGAAUAGCGACAAUGGCAACGAAGCCACCACUGCAAACAACAGCACUGCGGUAAGUGAUCUGUGGACACGCCACCCACUACAUGAUGGUUCAGAUAGCAGCACACAAGGUUACCGACCAGUGCCGGCCACGCACACGGGAUGGCAAUGUUGCUGCUGGAAUGCCACAAAUCAAGAUGAAAUCGAGUGCCACUGCGUGGGUGAGGCGCUGAUGCGUGUGCCACAAACACUGACAGUACCGGUGCAAAGGCUUAGCAUCGCAUCGGCGGGUUUGCCGCGCGUUCGUACAACUGGCCUAAAGAAGUAUGCAGCUUCGUUGCAGGAUUUUAUACUGAAGGACUUGCAGCAUCUGGAGUGCAUCGAGGAUGGCGCAUUUGAUGGCCUUAAGCUGCUGCGAACUAUCUAUAUUUCAAAUGCACCAAAGUUGAUGAUUCUAUCUCGGGAUGUUUUUCGUGGCAUUUCGGAAACUAUUAAAAUAAUACGCAUUAUUAACAGUGGUCUUAUAAGGGUACCCGAUUUGCGGCACAUUCCACCGGCAAACAUUUUACAAAUGAUUGAUCUCGACAACAAUGAAAUCACUCGAAUCGAUAAGAAUUCCAUCAAUGUUAAGACUGAUCAACUAAUUUUAGCAAAUAACGAGAUAAGUUAUAUCGACGAUUCCGCAUUUAAUGGCUCCCAGAUUGCGAAACUAACUUUACGACAAAACCGAGAUUUGAAGGACGUUCAUCCAAAUGCUUUCAAUGGGAUUAGCAUACAUGUAUUAGACCUAUCUGGCACUUCGUUGGUGAGUUUACCUCCAGCGGGCUUGCAGGACAUUGAGGAAUUGCGCAUUGAAGAUGUACAAACACUCAAAACUAUUCCAUCCAUAUAUAAUUUUAAGAAUUUACAAAGAGCAUUUUUGACACAUUCCUUCCACUGCUGUGCAUUCAUAUUCCCCUCGCGCCAUGAUCCCCAACGACAUGCUGAAAGAAUGAAAGAAAUUGAAAAGUGGCAGCAGCGCUGCAAAAAGAAUGACAAUGAUAAUGACAGCGGGGAUUUUUUGGAGAUGACCACUGGAAGUGGAAUCAGUGACAGCUUAGAUAAGAUGAGAGCAAAAGAGACUGAAAAUGACUACGAUGGUCGUAUUUGGGGCGCCAAUGGUGGUGGCAUGAGUCCACCUUAUGGUGGAGGAGUUUUCUACAGCAGUUUAGCCCGAACCGAUUUGGUUGUAAACAAUGAAGAGAACGAAGCCGAAACGGAGGUGAAUGACUACUUCGCGGAAGAAUUUGGCACAUUUCACUCGGUAAUCACUAUAAACCCCGAUGUCAUUCAAACCGACGAGUAUUGCGGAAAUUUUACAUUUAGAAAACACGUAGUGGAGUGUUACCCCAUGGCAAACGCCCUCAACCCCUGCGAAGAUGUUAUGGGCUAUCAAUGGUUGCGUAUCUCUGUAUGGAUUGUUGUAACCCUUGCUGUGGUGGGCAAUGUGGCUGUGCUGGUUGUAUUUAUUUCCAUUAGGUCAGAGAAUCCAUCAGUGCCGCGAUUCCUAAUGGGUCACUUGGCUUUUGCGGAUUUAUGCUUGGGGUUGUAUUUGCUGCUGAUAGCCGCAAUCGAUGCGCAUUCUAUGGGCGCCUACUUUAAUUACGCCUACGAUUGGCAAUAUGGGGCCGGAUGUAAGGCCGCUGGCUUCCUAACGGUUUUUGCCAGUCAUUUGUCGGUCUUCACCCUGACGGUCAUUACCAUCGAACGUUGGAUGGCAAUUACGCAAGCGAUGCACUUGAAUAAACGCAUUAAGCUCCGAGCUGCCUGCUAUAUUAUGGCCGCCGGCUGGGUAUAUUCUAUUGUGAUGUCACUGUUGCCACUCUUCGGUAUCAGCAACUACUCGUCGACGAGUAUUUGUUUACCGAUGGAGAUAAGUGACUCUUAUGACACAGCUUUUCUGGUGGUCAUUUUGGGCUCAAAUGGCAUGGCAUUCACCAUUAUAACGAUUUGCUAUGCCCAAAUGUACAGAUCACUCGGCAAAGAGACACGUCAUGCCCACAGCACACAUCGAGGAGAAAUGACUGUAGCCAAGAAAAUGGCUCUACUGGUCUUCACCAACUUCUCCUGCUGGGCCCCUAUAGCCUUCUUCGGUCUGACCGCGCUUGCGGGUUAUCCCUUGAUAAAUGUGACUAAGUCAAAAAUCCUCUUGGUCUUCUUCUACCCUCUGAACUCUUGCGCCGAUCCGUAUUUAUACGCGUUGCUCACCUCUCAAUACCGCGCGGAUCUAUACGCUCUGCUCUCCAGAAUCUUUCCUUCAAGAUUUGGUAUUUGCAAGAAGAGUGCGAUGAAGUAUAAGAACAGCAUAUCGGCUCCAUACACCACCACGAAUGUCACGGUGCAGGGCUCCUCUCGUCAGCAUCGGAGUUCAUCGUCGUCCAGCCGGCAAGCCGAGUUGCAAUUAAUGCUGAAAAAUCAUGAGGAGUUUGUGUAACUCUAGUAUCCCUUAGAUAAUACACAUACAAAUACAAUCGUACUUAUGGACAAUCUUACUAAGUAAACGAAAUUAUUGAAUGAACUCGCCUGGAACCCGGGUGAAACUGUGGUGUGUUAGUAAAUAUGUAUUAUUGUUGUUCAUUUGCAAGAAACCGAAGUAUAAAUUACAUAAUAGCUAGCAAUGGUAUUUGUGUGGAUGUGAGCUUUGCAAAUAGAAACUUCAAUUGUGUUAUUAAAGGAUAUACCAAUCAGAGAAAAAAAUCAAACAAUCAGCCAAACUUACAGACACAUAAAACUCUGCAAGCAUUAAUCCUCGUUACCUAAUAAGACAAUGUGGCUUGGAAACAAAUAGCGCUCCAGCAUGCAAACGCUAUCAGCUCAGGCUUGCCAGAGUUUCAUAUCUAAUAAAUAUUCAAAUAUUUUGACUGCAAAUAUUUUAUGAAGACGUGAUUGUGCACACUUGUUGUUGUAAUUGUAUGUGACUUUACUAGAAACUUACACAUAAAUAUAUUCAUGGAUAGGAGUAUUGACAGGAGAACAUGGACCCAGCAGCGAAACGAACUAGUUAUAAACUAUCUUACAUUUACACUUUCUGAUAUUAAGUUUGCCGCGAAGCUUGUAACACCCGGAAGAAUACGUUGGAAACCCUAUAAAAUAUAUACAUACAAGGUGCGUUCCAAA